Brassica oleracea var. oleracea is the source of this 1349-nucleotide messenger RNA. RefSeq names its product F-box protein At2g21930. Gene Ontology annotation, molecular function: protein binding. The coding region runs from base 1 to 1215 and encodes 404 amino acids. The transcript has a single exon. NCBI's taxonomy places the organism in Eukaryota, Viridiplantae, Streptophyta, Magnoliopsida, Brassicales, Brassicaceae. The record is from RefSeq and is a predicted model, not a curated record.
AUGGAAAGACAGAAGUCGAAGCUUGCAAAAAAUAAUAACAUGUCCGAUGAUGUAAGAACAAGCGGAGUAGGUUCGAUUCCGCUUGAUCUCAUCCCAGAGAUACUCAAAGAUCUACCUGUUAAAACCCUAGCAUGGUUUCUUUGCGUAUCAAAGCCCUGGGGAUGCAUCAUUCGCAACCGCGAUUUCGUGAAAUUCUACUUGAUCAAGUCUUCAACUCAUCCACAAAGCCUCAUCUUCGCAUUCAAGAGCAGGCGUCACAGUAAACAUUUCUUCUUCUCAUCGAGUCAACACCAAGAUAGAGAUGAAUCAUCAUUAUCUUGUGUAGCAAGUUACCAUAUGAAAUGCCAUUCUCAACCUUACACAGCUAUUACUCCAUCUGUCCACGGUUUGAUUUGCUAUGGACCUCCUUCUAAGCUCAUGGUGUACAACCCUAGCACUAGACGGUCCAUUGCUUUGCCCAUUAUAGAUGCUCACAGGCUACGAAUGUACCACUACUUGGGUUAUGAUCCCAUCGGUGGUGACUACAAAAUGUUGUGUAUGAGUAGAGGCAUGCACGCUCGUAGGGGACGAGGCUUAGCCCACAAGAUUCAAGUUUUGACAUUGGGAAACGGGAGUUCGUGGAGGAUGAUUGAAGAUUGUCCUCCUCCUCACUCUCCUGAAUCACCUCAUAUAUGUAUAGAUGGUGUUUUAUUCUAUGGAGGUUAUUUGGACACAAGUACUCGUCUCCUUCGUAAAGAUCAUGUAGUCAUGAGCUUUGAUGUUAGGUCUGAAAAAUUUGGUAUUAUCAAAGUACCAUCAGAAAGAGCAACAAGGUUUACAAGAAUGACAAGAUACAAUCGGAAGCUUGCUCUCAUGUUCACUGGAUAUGGUGGAUUUGGUUGUGGUUACUCUGGCUAUAUCGAGUUGUGGGUUUUAGAGGAUGCUGCAAGACAUGAAUGGUCCAAUAAGAAUUUCGUUUUGCCUAGAUUAGCUUCCAGGGAUACCUUGUUUCAAGUAUUCUGUGCCAUUGAUGAUUCAGGCGAGUUUGUUUUGGCACCAGAAACUUUGCGCGCACCAACGUUUUAUGUUAUGUAUUAUGAUCCUAACAAAAAUAGCAUGAGAAGAGUCGACAUUGAAGGGAUCGCAGAUAAGAAGCUUCAGUUUUGGGAUGAUGACUCGGAUCGUCGUACAAUUUCUAUCUUCCCUGGUCAUGUUGAGAAUCUCUUGUUUCUCUAAGAGUGCUCCUGACAAUCAUUUGCUUUAUCGGUGUUUUUCUUGGUUGAAAAAAGAUAUUCAUCUUCGUUAAUGUGAUGUGUGUGACAUGGAUUUCAUCUAGUAUCUGCUCUGUUUUUUUUAGGUCAGUGUCUUAU